Molecule: messenger RNA, 345 nt
Organism: Trypanosoma brucei brucei TREU927
Lineage: Eukaryota; Euglenozoa; Kinetoplastea; Trypanosomatida; Trypanosomatidae
Exons: 1
Coding region: 1-345 (114 amino acids)
Cellular component (GO): MICOS complex; mitochondrial inner membrane; mitochondrion
Source: RefSeq, a predicted model, not a curated record
AUGACAGCGCCCGUCUCUACGCUGGCAAGCCAAAAGGUGCUGUUGGAUCGUGACACCCUCACUGAGGCGGAAAAGUGGCGAUAUGUGGUUGACAACACACUGAAGAAGGGGAGCCUUGGCUUCCUCACUGGUGCAGCUCUCUCCCUCGUUGUUUUUCGAUCGGUGCCGGUCCGAGUUGCGGCUACAGCAUUCGGGUGCGGUUUCGGCAUUGGGAAGUCUUAUAUCGACACACGUUAUAUUCUCGGUCACGAUGUGAGUGUUGAGACUGUGUGGACGGCAGAGGUGCUGCGGAAGGGGUUCCGCGGGUCCACUGGUGUGAGCGAUAGAGAAUCUUCCGGGAGUUAG